This is a messenger RNA of Pieris rapae (cabbage white), 1206 nucleotides long. It is a transcript of the gene Coq4, whose product is annotated as ubiquinone biosynthesis protein COQ4 homolog, mitochondrial. Gene Ontology annotation, cellular component: mitochondrial inner membrane; mitochondrion. The transcript is spliced from 3 exons. Bases 386 to 1123 code for a protein of 245 amino acids. The record is from RefSeq and is a predicted model, not a curated record. NCBI's taxonomy places the organism in Eukaryota, Metazoa, Arthropoda, Insecta, Lepidoptera, Pieridae. Gene Ontology annotation, biological process: ubiquinone biosynthetic process.
CUAUUUCAGCGUGGAUAAAAUAAUUAAGUUUUUUCUAAUUAAGUCGUUUUAAUUCAGGAGCUGAACUUAAGAGGGCACAACAAUAUAGUUUUAAGUUUUUGUUGAAUAUAUAUAGUAUAAUUUUUUUUAUAUAAUGUAAUCUGUGUCUAUUAAAUUAAAUUUGAUUUUUUUAAUUAUUAUGAUAAUUGAUAUUGGUGUUGUGAAGGAGUUUCAGUUUGGGCUGCGUAUUUACAAUAUUUUCCAAUACUAAACAGCCUAAUUGUAACCACCAUUUUAAUUAAUUAAAUUCAUCUUAGAUAGUAACCUUGUCAGUUGUUUGGGUUAGAUUAUGAACGUGAGACCUUUCUAUGAAUAACAUUUACUUAACAUAUCUAAUCUAACAAAAAUGCGUUUUUCGAAUUGCCUUAAAAACUGUACCACUUUGCCACACGCGAAAUUUAUAAAGGAAUUAGAACAAAAUUUUAUCCCCCACAGCGCUUUCCAAAAAAUCUUGUUAGGCGUAGGAAGUGCAGUUGUAGCUCUCUUCGAUCCAUAUAGAGCUGAUAUGAUAUCAUGUAUGGGAGAAGUUACUGGCGGCGAAGCUUUAAAUUAUAUGAGGCAGAAAAUGCUAGAAACGAAUGAGGGUGCUGAAAUUCUACGCGAAAUGCCACGUAUAAACUCCCAAUUAGUAUGCUUCAAAACAUUGUCACAAAUGCCUAAAAAUACAGUGGGUCGUGUUUAUGCCGACUUUAUGGUGGAAAAUAAAAUUACGCCAGACGCUAGAUUACCUGUCCAUUUCAUAGAUGAUCCAGAAAUGGCUUAUGUUAUUCAACGUUAUAGAGAAGUUCAUGAUUUAGUGCAUGCAACAUUAUUUAUGAAAACAAAUAUGUUGGGUGAAGUAACUAUUAAAUGGAUAGAGGGCAUUCAAACAAAGUUACCAAUGUGUAUUAGUGGUGGAAUAUGGGGUGCAGCUCGACUUAAACCAAAACAUAGACAGUUAUACUUAAAGCAGUAUUUACCAUGGGCUAUCAAGACAGGAAAUGAUGCUAAGUUUAUGCAAGGCAUUUACUUUGAGAAGCGGUGGAAUCAGGAUAUAGAUGAUUUUCACAGAGAAAUGAACAUUACACGGCUGACUGGUACUUAGAUUAUUAUUAAGAAAAGCUUAUUAAAUUAUUAUAUUGUCAUGUAAAAAUUUUUGUAAAAUAAAAUGUUACUUUAAACAUUUAA